Williopsis jadinii is the source of this 906-nucleotide messenger RNA. RefSeq lists its product as uncharacterized. Gene Ontology annotation, biological process: nitric oxide catabolic process; cellular response to nitrosative stress. NCBI's taxonomy places the organism in Eukaryota, Fungi, Ascomycota, Saccharomycetes, Phaffomycetales, Wickerhamomycetaceae. The transcript has a single exon. Gene Ontology annotation, cellular component: intracellular anatomical structure. The coding region runs from base 1 to 906 and encodes 301 amino acids. The record is from RefSeq and is a predicted model, not a curated record. Gene Ontology annotation, molecular function: heme binding; FAD binding; nitric oxide dioxygenase [NAD(P)H] activity.
AUGCUCUCCGAUAUCCAACGUACGCACUCACGCUCCACCACCACACAGUCGCUCUCCUCCGACGUCCAGUUCGAUGCACAGGCGAACGUGAAGCCCAGUCUCCACUUCACUGCCCAGGAGAUCGAGAUGGUUCGCUCGUCGUGGAAGGAGAUGAUCAGCGACGACCUGUCGAAGGAGGGCAACCAGAGCUCAUUCGCAUCGUCUCUCUUCUGCAUCCAGUUCUACUCGAACCUCAUGGCCAUGGAGCCUGAGCUGGAGAAGAUGUUCCCUUCCAUAAAGCACCAAGCCAUGUCGUUUUCCGGGGUGCUGUCGACUGCCAUCAUCAACCUGGACCACCUGGACAAAUUGGACGACUAUUUGAACAACCUGGGCAAGAGACACGCAAGAAUACUCGGCAUUGAUCCACCACACUUCGAACUUAUGGGCGCUGCGUUUCUGAAGACCGUACAGGAUCGCUUUGGCCACAGCUUGACCCUGGCAAUGGAGAGGUGCUGGGCUCGUCUCUACACGUAUCUUGCGAAUUCCAUAUUGCAGGGUGGCAUUGAUCCGAUUCUCAGGGUGGAGAAGCUGAACAGUGACAUGUACGCCGUGCUGGAGAGAACCAGCACUCAGGUGACGAUGAACUCGUCCACCACGCUAUUCGACCAGAGAUCAGCUUCAACAACCUCCACGUCGUCCCUGUAUAACGUCAACCACAGUGCACAGCAUCAGCCACAGUCGAGACUGGCAUCCCAGUCAUCCUACACCAUGACGGGCAAGCCGUUGCCCAGCCAGCUGCGGAAGGCAUCACACAGCUCAUCCCAUAAUGAAUACCAGACACAUGCUCACUCGAACCUCUCACAGUCAAGGCAUACCAAGAGGCUCUCCAAGAGUGUGAAGGAUGAUAAGGACUGCACGAUAAUGUAA